AUGCAGUCCGCCGUGGCCGCCAUGCAGCGCUUCUACGGCAUCCCGGUGACGGGGGUCCUGGACGAGACCACGAUCCAGUGGAUGAGGAGGCCCCGCUGUGGCGUCCCCGAUCAUCCUCACACCAGCCGGCGGCAGAGGAACAAACGCUACGCCCUGACGGGGCAGAAAUGGAGAGACAAAAAGAUCUCCUACAGCAUCUCAAACUUCACCCCCAAAGUGGGAGAGAAGGACACUCAGCGAGCGAUCCGACAGGCCUUCAACGUGUGGCAGACGGUCACGCCGCUCUCCUUCCAGGAGGUCCCGUACUCGGAGAUCAAGAACGACGGGAAGGAGGCGGACAUCAUGAUCUUCUUCGCCUCGGGUUUCCACGGCGACAGCUCUCCGUUCGACGGGGAGGGCGGCUUCCUGGCGCACGCCUACUUCCCCGGCGCCGGCAUCGGGGGCGACACCCACUUUGACUCGGACGAGCCGUGGACGCUGGGCAACGCCAACCACGACGGUAACGAUCUGUUCCUGGUGGCGGUCCACGAGUUGGGUCAUGCGUUGGGUCUGGAGCACUCCUACGACCCCAGCGCCAUCAUGGCUCCUUUCUAUCAGUACAUGGACACGCAGAACUUCAAGCUGCCUCUGGACGACCUGCAGGGCAUCCAGAAGAUCUACGGCAUCCCCACGGCCUUGCUGGAGCCCACCAGGCCGCUGCCCACCUUACCUUCCCGACGGACGCACUCCACCCACGAACGCAAGCACGACCGCCACUCGCGCCCGCCGCGGCCGCCCGGCGACCGGCCGGCGCUGCCCGGCAACGGCAAGCCCAACAUCUGCGACGGAGACUUCAACACCGUGGCCUUCUUCAGACGGGAGAUGUUUGUCUUCAAGGACCGGUGGUUUUGGCGCCUGAGGAACAACAAGGUCCAGGAGGGCUACCCGAUGCAGAUCGAUCAGUUCUGGAAGGGCCUGCCGCCCCGAAUCGACGCCGCCUACGAGAGAUCGGACGGAAAGUUUGUCUUCUUCAAAGGAGACAAGUACUGGGUGUUCAAGGAGGUGACGGCCGAGCCGGGCUACCCCCACGGCCUGGUGGAGCUGGGCAGCUGCCUGCCCCGAGACGGCAUCGACACGGCGCUGCGCUGGGAGCCGGUGGGCAAAACCUACUUCUUCAAAGGGGACCAGUACUGGCGCUACAACGAGGAGAAGAACACGGCGGACCCGGGGUACCCCAAACCCAUCACCGUGUGGAAGGGGGUACCGGACGCACCGCAGGGGGCCUUCAUCAGCCGGGAGGGAUACUACACCUACUUUUACAAGGGGAGUGAGUACUGGAAGUUCGACAACCAGAAGCUGACGGUGGAACCCGGGUACCCCAAGUCCAUCCUGCGCGACUGGAUGGGCUGCGACCAGUCGGACAUGGAGCGCUCCGGCAGCAAGGGGAACCGCGGCGACCGCCAGCUGCCCCUCGACGACGUGGACAUCAUGGUGACCAUCAACGACGUGCCGACGACGGUCAACGCCAUCGCCGUGGUGAUCCCCUGCGUCCUGUCGCUGUGCAUCCUGGUGCUGGUGUACACCAUAUUUCAGUUCAAGAACAAAGGGGUGCAGCAGAACGCCAUGACGCAGAACUACUACAAAUACCCGGUUCAGGAGUGGGUAUGA
Messenger RNA from Cyclopterus lumpus (lumpfish), 1647 nucleotides. RefSeq names its product matrix metallopeptidase 24 (gene mmp24). Bases 1 to 1647 code for a protein of 548 amino acids. The record is from RefSeq and is a predicted model, not a curated record. Gene Ontology annotation, molecular function: metalloendopeptidase activity; zinc ion binding. Lineage: Eukaryota; Metazoa; Chordata; Actinopteri; Perciformes; Cyclopteridae. The transcript is spliced from 9 exons. Gene Ontology annotation, cellular component: extracellular matrix. Gene Ontology annotation, biological process: proteolysis; collagen catabolic process; extracellular matrix organization.